Silurus meridionalis is the source of this 6179-nucleotide messenger RNA. RefSeq names its product palladin, cytoskeletal associated protein (gene palld). The record is from RefSeq and is a predicted model, not a curated record. Bases 279 to 4586 code for a protein of 1435 amino acids. The transcript is spliced from 22 exons. Lineage: Eukaryota; Metazoa; Chordata; Actinopteri; Siluriformes; Siluridae.
GCCAGUGGGACAAAUAUAGCGGCGCCGGGUGAGCGGUCAGGGCUCAGGACAGGUGGGACGGCAGGCCACCCUCAGCCACUGUGCAGCACACCGACCAGCUCACUGUAAAACACUCUGGCUUAAUUACAGAAAAUAGAAGACAAAGAGAGAUUUCAAGAUCAAACGAUAUACACACACAAGUGGGAUCGAAUCCUUUGGUUUACUUCACUGACUAGACUUUAACCUAAAAAAAACUGGACUCAAAGUGGGACAGAAGUGUGUGGAAAAACACUUGAAGGAUGCAGGAUGGGAGCUGGAAUGACACACUCCCCCACUCAGUGCUUCAGAAAGAAGCGUGUCCUCCAGGGGGUGUGUCUCAUGAUGGGGAUAGGGACAUGCUUUUAGAGGCAUCCUCAGAUGGCAAAGUAUAUCUGGCGGAGUUCGAUGGUGGGGACGGGGACUUUCUGGAACUCUCUGCCUUCCUUAGUCAGGAUGAGAUCGGCCUUAGUCUUGACUUGGCUCGAGAGGCCAUGAGUGAUGCAGGUGAUCCCUGUGAUGCCUCUGAUAUGCCACCUCCUGUUUCUUUACCCAAAGAAUUGGAGCCGGUGGCAGUCCAUUCCCCACCCUCUCCCCUAAACUCCACCCCUCAGCAUUUAAGUGCAGCAGAAAAUCAACCUUUUCAUUUGCCAAGCAAAGGCACAACAGUACAGAAUUCUGUUGCAAUGGCAUCAUCAAAUCCAACUGAAGCUACAUCGGUCACGGUUACGUCCAGUCAGAGCAUCCAAGUUAACAGACCCACUCAGGCCCGUUCAUGCCCUGAACCCCCAGCCUACAACAAGUCCAGCAUGCCUGUGUACAAGCAGGAGCGUCCCCGGUUAGUCCAUGGAGGCCUGGAGGUCAAUGAGCGAGCGGCUUCGACUACUGAGUUCUGCAGCCGGGCUGCGACCUUCAUCGAGGAGCUCUCCUCUAUUUUUAAAGGGUCUAACCGCUUUGAUCACCAGGAAGACGAUGACUCCUCCUCUCCAGACAGUGGCUACUUGUCUCCAAAGAGCCAUAAACUGGCAAAGCAGCAGGUGCGGUCCUCUUUAUCAUCGGCAUCUUUUUCUCCAGCGGUCCAUCAAGAAGCUGCUCUUGAAGGCAUGGCAGGGAUAGAGUCAGUAAUUGAUGGGAAUGAGCAUCAAGUUGGUGAGAUUAGUACGGAUGGGUCAAUGGUUCCUCCUCGGUUCACCCAGAAACUGAAGAGCCAAGAGGUUGCGGAGGGGAGUCCUAUUACUCUAGAAUGCAGGGUGAAAGGGAACCCCCAGCCACUGGUCAGGUGGUUCUGUGAGGGGCGCGAGCUGCACCACUGUCCUGAUAUUCAGAUCUGGCAGGAUGGUGACCUGCACACGCUGGUGAUCGCCGAGGCUUUCGAGGACGACACGGGCAGGUACACCUGCGUAGCCUCCAACGCUUUGGGAGCAGACAACACCUCUGCCGAGGUCUACAUCGAGGGAGCCUCCUCUUCAGACUCAGAGGGCGAAGGAUCCGUGUCCAAAUCUAAAUCAGGAGCCAUGCCACAGGUGCAGAAGAAAACAGCGUCGGUGUCCUUGACCAUUCGCACGUCUUCACCAAAAAGCCCUGAUAAACCGUCCCUCCGCUCCACACUACUCCAGCCACUGUCACAGAGAGUUCAGAGUCCUGUCUCUUCACAGUAUGCUGCUGACGGACUUCAUUCAGCUCCCCCUACCUUCACCAAGUUAUUGCAGGAUGCCCAGGCAUGUGAGGGGCAGCUGGUGGUUCUGGAGUGCAGGGUAAAAGGAAGUCCGCCGCUCCGGGUUCAGUGGUUCCGGCAGGGUCAUGAGAUCCAGGACUCCCCGGAUUUUCGCAUCCUUCAAAAAAAACCGAGAUCUACAGCAGAGCCUGAGGAGAUCUGCACUCUGGUGAUAGCCGAAGUUUUCCCUGAAGACGGAGGCCUGUUCUGCUGCAGUGCUUCAAACCAGUACGGCUCCAUCAGAUGCAGCGCCCAGCUAACCAUUCUGCCAGGGCCUGAGGAGUCAUCCAGAAAUGGCAUAUCCAAAGACAACAGCAUCUUCGAAGACAAUCAUUCGUUCCCGCCCCCUCCCCCGCCCAAUGAAAUCAGCCUCCUAGAGGUCCCACCCAAAACUCCGCCUAGUGCCGAAGCCUUCCAGAUAAAUGAGCUGGACAUUUGGCCUAGUGUCCAGUCUGCUGUAGCUGUUGAGCACCAAGCGAAUGGAGCAUUUUCCAGCAGCAGUACCCCAAGCCCCCAGUCAGCAGUGAGUAUGAAGGAUGUUCCAUCACCUGUUGAAGAAGCUGACCUUCCUUCAUCUCCAUCUCCAUCUAAGGAGGGACCCCCUAUUCCUAUCAAGCCCAAACCCAGACUCAGGAACGCAGAACAGCUAAAGCAGCUCCACGAUCAGGUCCUCCUUGAGCAGCAGGAAGCGGCAAAGUGGCAGCAAAUCCAGCAACAGCCUGAACAAAAAGCCCCAGCUCUUCCGCCACAGCAGCCUCCCCAGGACGCCCCACCGCCAUCUCCACCUCUUCCACCUCCUCCCUCCUUCCAGGAGUUGGAGUGCGGCACCAUGCAGACGAGCACGUUCAACUAUGCUCGGCCCAAGCAGUUCAUUGCUGCCCAAUCUCCCACUAGCCCCAGCGUUGGGUCGGUUAACUACUCUACCCAGUCGUCCACCUCCUCAGGUUCCAGUCUGGCGUCACCACUCUCGCCCUCCGCUUCCCACAAGCCGUUUGGUCGCGUCACUCUGCCACCUUUCCAGUCAUCGCCUAAAGUCGGCAGCAUGGCGUCACCGGGCUCUCCUUCAUUCCCUCCUCCUCCUCCACCCUUCCUCAGCUCGAGCACGGUCACCUCUCCCUGUGGCCCACCUCAGGACUUUCCCCCACCGCCACCUCCACCACCUCCGCCAGUCUCCACAAGUCCCACCCGCUCUGACAGCUCAUCCCCGUUCACAUCCAAGCCUCACUCACCAGCUGGGUUCUUGGUGUCUGUGCUGCCAGCCACACCCCCUGCACCACCUGUUAAUGCGCUGGGGCUGCCCAAAGGAAACGGCACAGUAGGGUUCCCUCGCAAGACUCGCGGCACACCACGGAUCGUAAGUGACUCCGAGAUCCAGGACACGAAAGAUGCCGUCAUUCAAGACCUGGAGAGGAAGCUGCGUUUUAAAGAGGAACGUGUCAGCAACGGCCAGCAGAAGUUAACCUAUGAAGAGAAGAUGGCUCGCAGGCUCCUGGGGGCUGACAACGCAGCCACAGUGUUUAGCACACAGCAAACAGAGGAGGAGGCUGUUACACAGGAAAGCAGCUCGACUGAUUCAGAGUUUGUCCCUCUAAAGGAGUACAAGGUUUCGAGCUUCGAGCAGCGGCUUAUCAGCGAGAUCGAGUUCCGGUUGGAGCGCUCCCCGGUGGAAGAGAGUGACGAUGAUGUCCAGCAUGGCGACGACCCUCUGGAAAACUGUGUGGCACCGUACUUCGACCAAAAACUCAAACACUUCAAAGUGUUCGAGGGCAUGCCUGUCACUUUCAGCUGCAAGGUCAUCGGGGACCCUAACCCUAAGGUGUACUGGUUUAAAGAUGGAAAACAGAUCUCAAAACGGAGCGAGCACUACCGCAUCAGUCGAGAUCCAGACGGGACAUGCUUUCUACACACGGCCGCCGCUUCUCUGGAUGACGACGGCAACUACACCAUCAUGGCUGGAAAUCCUGGGGGCAGGGUGAGCUGCACCGGAAGGAUGAUGGUACAGGCAGUGAACCAGAGGGGGCGAAGCCAGCGCGCUAUACCUGGCCACAUCCGCAGGGCCCGUUCCAGAUCCAGAGAUGGAGGCGAGGAGAACGAGAACAUUCAGGAGCGCCACUUCCGUCCCCAUUUCCUGCAGGCCCCAGGUGAUCUAAUCGUCCAGGAGGGGAGACUCUGCCGCAUGGACUGUAAGGUCAGCGGGUUACCCACGCCUGAUCUGAUCUGGCAGAUCAAUGGCCACACCAUCCGUCCAGAUUCCUCUCAUAAAAUGCUGGUGAGAGAGAAUGGAGUCCAUUCGUUGGUAAUCGAGCCUGUGACUAGCAGAGACGCUGGAGUUUAUACAUGCAUUGCCAGCAACAGGGCCGGACAGAAUUCCUUCAACCUGGAGCUGAUUGUAGCUGCUAAAGAGAUGCACAAAGCUCCUUCCUUCAUCGAGAAGCUUCAGAACACAAGCGUCGCUGAGGGUUACCCUGUGCGCUUGGAAUGCCGUGUGUCCGGAGUCCCUUUCCCUCAGAUCUUCUGGAAGAAGGAGAACGAGUCAAUCACUCACAACACCGACAGAAUAAGCAUGCACCAGGACAACUUUGGCUAUCUGUGCAUGAUCAUUCAGCCGGCUUUGAAGGAGGACGCAGGCUGGUACACCGUUUCAGCCAAGAACGAAGCAGGAAUCGUCUCCACCACAGCACGACUCGAUGUUCACCACCAGUAUCAGCAGACACACACCCCGAAGCCCAAGAAGGUGCGUCCUUCAACCAGCCGCUACGCCGCACUGACCGAGCGUGGCCUGGACGUGAAGGCAGCUUUCUUCCCAGACUCCAGCCCCCUUCCCCCUGGCACCCUGGUGGAGAGCGAUGACCUGUAGAUGCUUGCUCAGACAACCUCACGCUAUUAAUCAUGACCCUGUGACCCCCGUGCCACCGUCCCAGAAACAGACACCACCAACAGACAUACCAGAGGAACACCGAAUCUUCUCGGCUGUUCGAAGCUUAGCUGAAGAAAAAAAAAAUCAAUCCGGAAAAUAAUUAAAUAACUAAACCAGAUUCCAGUUCACUACAAAUUUGGAAGAUUUUCGGUCCAUGUGAGACGAUGGGAAUUGAGGAGGUGUGAGAAGCACUGAAAUGAGAUCAUAUCUAUUUUCUUUCAGACAGUACACACACACACACGCACACUCACACACACACACACACACACACACACACACACCAAGCUGAGUUGAGGAAGGAGGUACUAAACCAAUGAUCACCUUUUCUACCAUAAGUGCCUGAUUCAAAACCAAGACGUAGCUUUUAGUUCUGCAUGUGUUACUACGAUUUCAGUGUGUAGCACUUAACACUCAGUGCCUUUGUCUCUCGAGAGCUGUUCGAUUUGUAGCAGAAAGAUUCAUGGGAAAUGGGGUGGAGUUUUCUAACGGGUACGUUUAAUAUAAUUCGCUUUUUAAUAGAGGCGUUCCCUAUUUGUAGUGAACUUUUUUUUUUUUUUUUGAACCACAGCAGUUUUGGGUGUAGAUAGACUGAUCACAGUACCACAGAUAUCCACCAUGUCUGGACGCCGUAGAUUAUUGCACAAGGCCGGGCCUUAUUAUUAUUAUUAUUAUUAUUAUUAUUAUUAUUAUAUAUUUUUGUCUUUCUCUAUCUUGUGUUUGGGAAUAGGGAAGUUGAUACAGGUGCUGAACCGGUUUAAGAGGUUGAAUGAUUUUCAGAAUGACAAAUGAGAGUGGGUGUAGGAAUACUAGGAACAAGAGCGAGCCGAUGCAGGAGAUACUAAGAAUUACUGAUAAGAAAACAUGAAGUGUUAUUGGCUGCGGAAGAGAUUACACUGUCACUUUAAACAGAACGUGAGAAGGUUCGAAAGAAUUUACAUAACAGAAAUUAGCGACUCCGAGGACACAGUGGAUACGAGAUGGUACACGAGUUAUAGCGGCUUCCGAAAGCGUAUUUCCCGCUCACACACAACUGUGUACUUUAUAAUAUGGGGAAAAAGGGGGGAAGGGAAGUAUUUAUAGCCAGAUGCAGACAUUAAAUUAUAUUAGUGAUUUGUUUUUUCCUCAUGGCUUUAAGCCCAGUCUUUAUUUAACUAUAUAUUUACCACCAUUCGAAUUAUUUACACGUAUCUUUUUUUUCCUACGUAUUAAUAUAUAGCCCUAUUACACAUAUAUCCACGUAUUCAACUCUGGUACUUGUAUUAUGUAACAAUAUCUUAGUCGACUAGAGUCAAGGGUAGCAGGAUUGCACAAAUGUAAAGCUUGCAGAAAUAUGACCUUCAUAUGUACUCACUCAACUCCUUUCAAUAUAUAUAUAUUUUUUUGCCUCUUACUUUUGUCUCAACACAAAACAUACUUAAGGACCGAUGAAAGAUUUUGUUCUUUUAGUUCCAAGCUGACAUGCCGCUAUAUAAAAUGUUCUUCUGACUGUUUUUGGUUUAUGAACAAUAUAAAUAAAAUUCUCUGGAAAUACGA